This is a messenger RNA of Protopolystoma xenopodis, 294 nucleotides long. Lineage: Eukaryota; Metazoa; Platyhelminthes; Monogenea; Polystomatidea; Polystomatidae. The record is from the annotation of a GenBank genome assembly.
AUGCCGGCAGAUGUGCCGUCUCCGGCGUUAGACACAUCGUUCUCCCAUUUUUGCCCUGAGCUGGCUAAUCUUGAGAUUGUUACAGUCAACCAAGAGGUUCAGUCAGCCAGGACGUUGGAGCGGCUGCAAAGACUGCAGGACUCUCUUGCUGCACCUCCUUUUUCGGCUGUAUCUAUACCUUCAUCCAACCGCCCAUUCCUUAUUAUUCUGUAUGUCGGUCUCCACAACCAGUGCUCUAUCUACACAUACCUCGUCCCGACGCCCACAGAAGUGGUUCUCUGUAUUGUGCUUUAG